This is a messenger RNA of Lodderomyces jiufengensis, 1395 nucleotides long. RefSeq lists its product as uncharacterized. The coding region runs from base 1 to 1395 and encodes 464 amino acids. Gene Ontology annotation, molecular function: metal ion binding. The record is from RefSeq and is a predicted model, not a curated record. The transcript is spliced from 2 exons. Lineage: Eukaryota; Fungi; Ascomycota; Pichiomycetes; Serinales; Debaryomycetaceae.
AUGUCUCAAAAUCAAGUAGACUCUGCUGAAGUCAGGGCCAUGUAUAAAGAGAUAGCCACUUUGAAAAAAAUUAUACAUGAAAAACAAAUGAAGCAAAAGGGUAAGCAAAGAAUUCAAGACUUUAGAAUAUCGAAAUUCCAUGGUCAUUCAUCUUUCAACAGGAGAAUACCAGAGAGAAGAACAUUUCCAAAUAUGACUUUGGUGAUGAAUAACGUUUUGCCUAACUCCCAUCUUCCAUUAGAAGGUGUUGAGAUUGGCUCUUCUACUACUAUUCUGUCAUCACAAGCUCAUAUAAAUCAACAACAACAACAACCACAACAACAACAACAAUAUGUUACAAUUCAGUCUAGAAAUGGAAUGACUCUCUUCAACAUGAGUAUAUUUAGACAAGAAAAUGGAAGAUUAAGACAAACAGCAAUAUUAAGACAAAAUGCAUUAGAUGAAAUUAAACAACAAAAGAUAAAAGAACAUACAAAAUCUAAAAUAGCCAAAAAUAAAUCUUUAAGUGACUUUUGUGAUAGAAUAUAUCUUAACGGAACUAAAUAUGCUGUUGCAAAAAAUGGAAGAGUUUUAUUGCCCAUUAUAUCGAUUCCUUCAAAUGCUCCUGAUCAAAUUGUUUGGAAUAAUGAAUUUUAUAUAAAACAAAAUAGUGGAAGUUAUAAAAUACAAAAUUCAAGAGAAAAUUGUAAAUAUGAUCAUGAUGUUGCAAAAAUUAGAAUUUGUCCUCAUUACCUUAAUGGUGUAUGUUCAGAUCCAAAUUGUAUUUUAAGUCAUAAUUCAAAUGAUCAUAAUGCUCCAUUAUGUCGAUAUAAAUUGGAGAAUAAAUGUCAUAAUUCACAAUGUAAUUAUAGUCACAAUAUGCCUGAAUACUAUAAUGAUCCAAAUUAUGAAAUAUGGGUAUGUAGACAAUUUUCAAUAGGUUCAUGGUGUCCAAGAGGGAAAAAUUGUCCAUUUUUACAUGUCUGGAAUUGUCCUGAUUAUGAGGAAGAUCAAUAUUGUUCAAGAGGAGAUGAUUGUGCUUUAAAUCAUCAAUUUACAAGAAGAAUGCAAAGUCAUAUUAGUACAAGAUCAAAUACAUAUAUUAGAGAAGAAGAAGUUUUAAUAAAGGAAGAAACUGAUACCAAUAUCUUGACACCUGAAAAAAUGAUAAUUAGUAGUUAUACGGUUGCUCCUGAUGCAUUAUUCGCUACAGAUGAUUUAGGUAAUUAUCAACAUUUUAUUGAUUCACAAAGUGAUAUUAAACAAGAAUUUGAACCAGCUCCAUCAACUGACUUUAUUAUAGAAAUAUCAGAUACUUCCGAUGAUGAUGAAGAUGAAGAUAAAGAAGAUAAUAAUGAAAAUAAUAAUGAUGAAAAGAUUGAUAUAAAAUUUGAAAAUAAUUUUAUAGGUCUAUAG